AUGUCAGUCAUCACAAAGAACAUCCCACGGGAUGUGCAGGAGCUUUUCAUCUACAUCCCCCGAGCGCGCUUAAUGUUUUGCACCGUAUGUGAGGAGGCCGUGGUGGAUAAUGGGAUCAACUACCACAUCCACACAAAAGAUCAUCGGGACAAUAUACCAAGACAGAUGACAGCUGCGGAGAUCUCAAAGUGGUUCAAGCGGCACCUAUUUCGUCACCGGAGGUUCCGUACGGUGCCCAGGAUUCUAGGGGAGCACAGUCCGCUGCCUGGCAUUACCGUGGUGGAUGGCUUCCUCUGCAAGCUAUGUGAGAUCCUGAUGAACAACGACAAGGCCAUCCGGAAGCACUGUGUCGAGGAACAUGGCUGGGAAAGCAGUCCUUGA
Messenger RNA from Penicillium odoratum, 381 nucleotides. RefSeq lists its product as uncharacterized. The transcript has a single exon. Lineage: Eukaryota; Fungi; Ascomycota; Eurotiomycetes; Eurotiales; Aspergillaceae. The record is from RefSeq and is a predicted model, not a curated record. The coding region runs from base 1 to 381 and encodes 126 amino acids.